Malus domestica (apple) is the source of this 2237-nucleotide messenger RNA. Its product is annotated as LEAF RUST 10 DISEASE-RESISTANCE proteinUS RECEPTOR-LIKE PROTEIN KINASE-like 2.1. Gene Ontology annotation, biological process: protein phosphorylation. The record is from RefSeq and is a predicted model, not a curated record. NCBI's taxonomy places the organism in Eukaryota, Viridiplantae, Streptophyta, Magnoliopsida, Rosales, Rosaceae. Gene Ontology annotation, molecular function: polysaccharide binding; protein kinase activity; ATP binding.
CACGACCUAUAAUUUCUUUAGCUGCAAUUGAUUGAGUGCUUCCUUUCUUUAUCCUUUUAACUUGGUCUUGCGUAUCCCUCACUCUAAGCCUUCCCCAAAAACAUGCAUACCCUUCUGCUUCAAUUUUUGCGUCCUUUCCUUUUGCUCACUUCCUUUAUUUCAAUCAACUUUGAGUUAUAUUUAUGUGCAGAUAAUGAAGCGUACUCAAACUGCAGCGAAGCCAUCAUCAACUGCGGGGGCAUCUCGUCAGACGUCGUGUACCCGUUUUGGGGUGUAAACAGACCCUAUUACUGUGGUCAACCUGGGUUUGAGGUCCAAUGCCUAGACAGCGUUCCCGUGUUCAGCAUGUGGAAUAUCGACUACAGAAUUCUCGAAAUGAAUUCGAGUAGUUGUCCAUGGACUAUUAAAGUUGCUCGGCAGGACUAUUGGAAAACUAUCUGUCCUCCCACUUUUGUUUACACCAACAUCAACUCCUCUCUGUUUGAUUAUGCUUCCGGGCUUGAAGACGUGACCUUUUACUACGUAUGCAGUGCAAAUACGGGUACUACUAUCCCGGGAUUUAAUUUUAAUUCCCAAUCCUGCAGUAAUAACAUGAGGGGCAUCACUAAUUCGAAGACGACUAAUCAGGGCGGUCGCGGAUUUGAUGUUAAUACGUAUGUCACAAGAAAUCCCGGAUUUGAUCCAGUUGCGACUGGCCUAUGUACGUACAGGGUCAGUGUUCCGGUUUUUACAACAGCUGUUCUUGCUCUAGAGUCCAAUCGAACGACUAUCCAGGACGCGAUAGAUGGGGGUUUUGAAUUGGAAAUUAAGAUUGAUGAUGAUGAAUGCGACAGUUGUGAGGUAUCAGGAGGAAAGUGCGGGUUUAACAUUACUAGUGGUGGAUUCAGUUGCUUUUGCCAUGAUCGGGAUAAUGAAAAUGCAACCACAUGCAAAUCAACUUCAACUGAGUCAUCAGGUUCAAGUUCAUCGUCACGUGAGAAAAUAGGUUUUUCGGUUCGUGUUUCUGGGACCACAGUACUAAUUGUUUGUGUAAUAUGCUUAACGAGGAAAAGAAUCGUAAUGCUCUUCAAGAAAUAUAAAGGGGAAAAAAUUGAUGUUGAGGCCUUUAUAUGGAGCCGUGGAUCACUUACUCUAAACCGGUAUAGUUAUUCAGAUGUGAAGAAAAUGACAAUCUCCUUCAGAGAUACAAUAGGUAAAGGAGGAUUUGGCACUGUAUACAAAGGAAAACUACCCUACGAUGGACGUAUUGUUGCAGUGAAAGUCCUUUGCGAGUCCAAGGGUAACGGAGAAGAAUUUAUCAAUGAAGUUGCUAGCAUUGGUAGAACUUCCCAUGUCAACAUAGUCACUCUUUUCGGAUUCUGUUACGAAAGGGACAAAAGAGCUUUGAUUUAUGAAUUCAUGCCUAACGGAUCUCUUGAUAGUUUCAUACGUAAGCAAGGAUCCGAUAUUGAAAAGUGUCGCUUGGGGUGGAAGACAUUAUCUGAAAUAGCAGUUGGUGUCGCGCGAGGACUAGAGUACUUGCACCGUGGUUGCAACACGAGAAUUUUGCAUUUUGACAUAAAGCCGCAAAACAUUCUUUUGGACAAAGACUUUUGCCCGAAAAUCGCUGAUUUCGGUCUUGCCAAACUAUGCAAAGUGAAGGAGAGCAUUGUGUCGAUGUUGGGCACAAGAGGAACUGCAGGAUACAUCGCACCUGAAGUAUUUAGUCGGAGCUUUGGAGGAGUGUCUCACAAGUCUGAUGUGUACAGCUACGGAAUGCUGGUUCUCGAAAUGGUUGGAGCAAGAAAGAAUUUGGAUUCCGGAGUGUCUCAUACGAGUGAAAUGUUUCCGCAUUACGUUUAUAAAGUUCUAGAGCUAGAGAACAAUGAGAAUGUUUUUGGGGCUAUCAGUGCGGAGGAAAAUGAAAUAGCAAGAAAGAUGGUGUUGAUAAGCAUGUGGUGCAUUCAGACCAUUCCUUCUGAUCGGCCAUCGAUGAGCAAAGUGGUAGAGAUGUUGGAGGGACCCCUUCAAUCCUUGCAAAUUGCACCCAAGCCCUUCUUGUCUUCACCUACAACAGCUGCAGAAGACUCUACGAGUACAUCCCAACAGUCUGAUGAAGCAAACCAGGGCAACUAGAUUUGUUAGCAGCUCUUUGGUAAUUAGGAAUUCCAGAUGAAUUUGAAUUGUACGAAAACUUUUCUUUGAGAAAUGAAAUCUCUUUUCAUGAUAUUAUAUAUGAAUAACCUUUUCUUAACACA